Paramecium pentaurelia is the source of this 998-nucleotide messenger RNA. Lineage: Eukaryota; Ciliophora; Oligohymenophorea; Peniculida; Parameciidae. The record is from the annotation of a GenBank genome assembly.
AUGAGUCUAAUCAACAGAAGGAAAUUAAACAAAAUUAAUAAAGCAAAACAACAAUCAUAUAAUACUCACCAAUAAUGUCCCUAUAUUGGAGAGUAUAAUGAAGCACCUUCAUAUACUUUAGAUAAUAAAUACUUAUUAACAGGUUAUCGAAUUAAUUACAAUACUUUGGGUCUUGCAUUAAGUAAAUAAAAUAUGAUUUUAAAUAGAAAGUAUGUUUCAUAAACAUAAUGAGACUUGUAACAUAUGGUCUCACUUAUUGCCAUUAUUUCUAUUUUUGGGUUUAUUUAUUUAUUCUUAGAUUUAAUAGAUUGCUCCAUUUAUAUCUUUUAUGAAAGAAUCAGAAAAUCAUUAUUCUGAUAUCUAAUUAUGGCCCUUACAAUACUGUUUAUUAUGUGCCAUUAUUUUAUUUACUAUUUCCACAACAUAUCACACUUUUUUUUGUGUUAAUAAGACUUUGAGUUGUGUUCUUUUAAGACUAGAUUAUGGUGGAAUAUGUUUAGUAGCAAGUGGAGGAGUCAUACCAGUAAUACAGUAUGGCUUUUAUUGUAAUCAGUAAAUAAAAGAUAUAUAUACAUUUAUGAUUAUUCUGCUAUGCAUUCUUACAUUUAUAUCAAGUCUAUUUGAUUAUAUGCAUAAAGAGUAAUUUGUGGUUUAUAAAACACUUAUAUAUGUAAUGUUUUUUACAUUUAUUUUCACUCCAGUAUUUCAUUUGAUGAUGUUCAGCAGAUAUAAUUUAUUGGGAGGUCAUUUUCACUUUAAUGAUACUGAAAACUAUUUUUUGGUUAUGCUAAUAUUCUUAAUAUCAGGCAUUACAACAUAUGCUACUAGAUUUCCAGAAAGAUGCUAUCCCAGAAGAUUUGAUAUCUUUGUAUUCUUUCAAUUAAUCCUAGAUCAACAGUCAUACCAUUUGGCAUAUCUUUGUUGUUUUAUCUUAUUCAACCACAUAUAUAAUGUCACUUAAUAUGUAUACAAUUAGAGAGAACUAUAAGUGCACAUGA